Molecule: messenger RNA, 705 nt
Organism: Medicago truncatula (barrel medic)
Lineage: Eukaryota; Viridiplantae; Streptophyta; Magnoliopsida; Fabales; Fabaceae
Exons: 4
Coding region: 1-705 (234 amino acids)
Source: RefSeq, a predicted model, not a curated record
AUGUUGGAAGAGCUGCAAGAAAACUGGGAAGAAGAUUCAAGCCCCAAGAAGGCAAAAAGAACUAUAACUUCUGAGACUAUAGUCAUGCCUAGUUUUGAAGCUUCUGAGGAAUUAAAGCAAUAUGCUAGGGAGUAUUCUGCAUCCAAGAUAGCAGAAAGGAAACGGAUGAAGGAAUUGUCUAUAUCUUCAUUCUUUGUUCUAAUGGCGGCAAAAGUCAUCCCUGAACAAGUUGCUUUUUUAGUUGACAAAUACCUCUUGGACCAUAACUUCUCAUCCACUCGUUACACAUUCAGAAACGAAGCUUCUCGUCUCUUCGCCCAUUCUCCUAUUCAAGAGGCACCUAAGAAUUUGAUGACAUUGGAUGAGAUAUUAUAUGAGUAUAUCAGCCUGAAAAAUCAUAAGGUGACAAUGGAUCAAGAAAUGUUUAUCAUAGAACAAGAGAAAAAUAGGAAUAUGAUGUUAUUACAAGGGAUGCAUAAUGUCACGGCGGCUUACAUUGCCGGUGGAAACUGUCCCCCACCUGCUGCAAAAUCUUCUCCCGAGUUUGUUCUGCAAACAAGAAUUAAUAAUAAAUCUUAUCCAGGAGAACUUAGAGAACUAUUUGAUGUUCUAAUCAACAAAAAAACCUCAUGUGAAUACCUAAACGAUCAUCACUUCACACAAUUACUAACUACUUUCUCGUUUAAUUAUUUACAGCAUGCUUAA